AUGGGUUACAAGCCUGAAGAUGGGUACAAGACUGAGGACGGGUACAAGCCUUCGAACAGAUAUGGAAGCAACAACAACAGAUAUGGAAGCAACAACAACACUUAUGACAGCUACAACAGUUAUCGCAGCAACAACAGUUAUGGCAGAAACAACAACAGAUAUGGCAGCAACAACAACACUUAUGGCAGCAACAACAGUUAUGGUAGCAACAACAGUUAUGGUAGCAACAACAGUUAUCGCAGCAACAACAACAGUUAUGGCAGCAACAAAAACAGUUAUGGCAGCAACAACAACAGUCACGGCAGCACCAACAGUUAUGGCAGUAGCAACAACAACAGUUAA
Molecule: messenger RNA, 342 nt
Organism: Procambarus clarkii (red swamp crayfish)
Lineage: Eukaryota; Metazoa; Arthropoda; Malacostraca; Decapoda; Cambaridae
Source: RefSeq, a predicted model, not a curated record